Molecule: messenger RNA, 576 nt
Organism: Rotaria socialis
Lineage: Eukaryota; Metazoa; Rotifera; Eurotatoria; Philodinida; Philodinidae
Source: the annotation of a GenBank genome assembly
AUGGGCUCAAAUGCAAGUCUAGUGCCUCAGCAAGAAGACUUACAGACUAUUUGCCAACAAACAGGUUUUACUGCUAAAGAAGUUCAACGUUUAUAUAGCCGUUUUAAAAUAUUAGACAAAAAUAACUGUGAAUUUUUAACACGAGAAAAUCUUCUAUGCAUAUCUGAAGUUAAUAUUAAUCCAUUAGGUAAACGUUUAAUUGAUGUUAUAAUGGAAGAUUAUGGUGAAAAUAAUAAAAUUGAUUUCCAACAAUUUAUUUUUCUUCUUGCCAAAUUUCGAAGAGCAAAAUUUAAAUCAUCAGUGACAGAAUUUAAUACACGAAAUAGUAAACUUCGAUUUUUGUUUGAUAUGUAUGAUAGAAAUCAUGAUAUGAAAAUUGAUCGAAAUGAGCUGCUUGAAGUUCUUAAAAUGAUGAUCGGUGGAAAUGUACACGAUGAUCAAAUUGAAAUGAUUGCCGAUCAUACCAUCAAUGAAUUAGAUAAAGAUGGUGAUAAAUCAAUCACAUUUGAAGAAUUUUGUAAAACACUCGAUCGUAUUGAUGCUGACGAUAAAAUGAGCAUGAAAUUUUUAAGUUAA